Mycosarcoma maydis (corn smut) is the source of this 402-nucleotide messenger RNA. RefSeq lists its product as uncharacterized. Lineage: Eukaryota; Fungi; Basidiomycota; Ustilaginomycetes; Ustilaginales. The coding region runs from base 1 to 402 and encodes 133 amino acids. The record is from RefSeq and is a predicted model, not a curated record. The transcript has 5 exons.
AUGAGCGAUGCUACCUCUGUUCCCGUUUCGAAUCCCACCGACGAAGUGGUCGAGUAUCAGCAGCCUUCUGCGUUGGACAAGGGCAAGGGCAAGGCAAGCGAGGUCGAGCCAGAAGAAGACGAUGACGAUGACGACGACGAUGAUGACGACGACGAAGAGGAAGAGGAAGAAGAUGACUACAACAUUCAAGAUGAUGAGCUUGCCGAGCUGAUCGAGGACGAAGAGGAGCUUGCAGAGAUCGACACCUCCAACAUUGUCUGGACCGGGCGUCGACGAAAUGCUCCGCUCGACUACAGCUCAGAGGAGGCGCUCAAGCAGGCUGGUCUCGACUCGGACACCACUGCCGCCGAGCAGGAGGAGGAAGAUGCAGAAUUCCAUGGAGACGAGAUGGACGACGAGUAA